AUGGCAGACUCAGACGGCAGCAACAGUCCCCCUGCUCGUGCAGAGCAAAAGACGGCAGCCAGCCGCGAGGCAUUGGCAGAGAUCAUCGCUGCCCAGACACAACCUGGCAAUGCAACGCAUCUCUCGCUCCCUGGGUCAGAGUAUCUCGCGUCGGGGGAUUUCCAUCUUUCUCCCAGCGCCUCACCAACAGUGCAUCUCGAGGCCGCCCACCUUCGGCUCCAGGAUAUCCUGGACGACACGGACGACGAAAAUGCGGAGCGGUACGUCGUCGAAGAGACGGGGGAGUUGGUCGACGAAGAGACGAUGCUGCUUGAAAGGGAAGUCUACGUCCAGCGCGAGUCCAUGGCAAUAAAGUGGCUGAGAGAAAGAAAGGUUCCCCUUCUCUAUCACCCCCGUUACCUUGGGCGUGUUUUCGAGCAGCCGAACCGCUUCGCGGGUAUGAUUCGGCCGUUUUACCUGCACCCGCCUUUGGACUUUGACGCACCAGAGGCCAACUUCUUCGAGCGGCAAUGCCUGCGCUUCGAAGAGUUCACUCGGUGGCAGUCGUAUCACCGCGACAUCGACACCAUGCAAGAAGAAUUCAUGGUCGAGUCCUACAACGCCGCCCUUGUCCGCGAGGCCACCAGCGCCCGCGAGUGGCGGGCGCUGAUGGCGAACCCGAAACUCGCCCACAGCGCCGCCCGGCAGGAGGAAUUCUGGAACCGGCGCAGAGAGGAGAAGGAACUCUUGCACGACGACGAAUGUGCCAACUUUGACGAGUACCGAGCGGGCGUCGUCGCGCGCUUGGCUCGGAAUGGCGUGCAAGUAUCAGCGGGGUUUGACUUGCUCGUCGACUUUUGGUUGCAGGACCGGCUGACCAUGUGGACCGAGUAUCUCGCGUUCGAGUACUGGCACAUGGAGCAAAUGAGCGACGACGUCACCGACUGGCGGGUCAGGCACGACGAGGCGUACGAGCGGCUGCGGCAAAAGACGGCGCUGGGCGCCCACGAGACGCCCGAGUACCUGCCGACACAAGAGGCUCAGACGCAGCGCCGUGUCGAAAGGGACCAGGCCUAUCGGCAGCUGGACCUGGCUGCGCUGGAGUUUGCGCGGCUGCAGCGUCAACCGCGGGGCCGGAGCCACGAGCAAAUGUUCAUGUCGCACAUCCGGCGGACGCGCAUGCUGGCCGAAGCCCAGGUCCAGCUGGACGCUGCCGAGGAGGCCAAGGACGCGAUGCUGCGACAUGAAGAGGCUGUGGUGCAGUUUCUGCACGAGACGGAGACGUACCGGGAGGCGUGCGAUAUCCGCGACCGGCAUGAGUACCUGCUCGCUUGGGCCAAGGAUAGAUACUAUGAGAUACGGUGCGAGACUGGUCAGAUGCCGCCUGGCAGGGCACCUCGCGUAUCGUUCCUCUCGGCUCGAGUGAUGCCAGAGGAUAGUGCGACUACGAGCCAGAGGCAUCUUCUGGGGCCGCGCGAACUAUUCCAGAUGCACAGGAGCCCGCCGACGUACCCGGGCCGCGAAGGAGUGCCCGCAUCGCAGCGCAGCGCAAAAGGCCACUAG
This is a messenger RNA of Cordyceps militaris CM01, 1542 nucleotides long. RefSeq lists its product as uncharacterized. The record is from RefSeq and is a predicted model, not a curated record. The coding region runs from base 1 to 1542 and encodes 513 amino acids. The transcript has 3 exons. NCBI's taxonomy places the organism in Eukaryota, Fungi, Ascomycota, Sordariomycetes, Hypocreales, Cordycipitaceae.